AUGUUCAAUUUGAAAAGAAAGAACUCAGAGAAGCCUGAUAAUUCGAAGAAAUCUAAGAAGAAUGCCUUUGACUAUGGUUCAAGCUCAGAGGAGGAGUGCAACCGUGAGUCAAAGUUCUUAAAGUCUAUCAAAGAUAGAUCUCAUAAGGUUUCAACGGAAGUAGCAAAUCACGACCCUACAGAACAAUUGCAAAAAGCAAUAGAUAAAAUUGAUUACGUCUCUGAGCCAAAGUAUGAGGAUAAGGAGACGGAACUGAAAUACUUGAAGACCUUUGUAAAUUCAACUCAAAGGAGGAGAAAUGAAAGACUAGCUGCGCAGUAUAUGAGCCAAGAAAGCAAAGCCAAGCAAGAUGUAGAAGUUUUUGAAAGUGACACAUAUAAAAAGGAAAAGAAAAAAGUACUUUCUUUGCAACAGAAAGAGGACGAAGAGGAGCCUAACGAUAAUAGUUCUUUUUUUAGCCACCUUAUUAGCACAAGACUAGGAGAAACCGUUACUUCAUCAGACAAUCAAGUCGAGACUAUACCAACACCUAAGUCAAUUGAGUUGACGGAUGUCCGAAAAACUGCAAAAGCAAUAAGAAGACAUGAUUAUGAGUAUCAAGCUCAUCCUACGGAAGAGGAAGAGACAGAAGUUGAUAUCAUGGCGGAGAGACUCAAAAAUUUUUUAAAAUGUACAGUUAGUGUGGAUGAUUUAAAAGGCUACAGAGAACGAUAUUGGAGUAGAAUGAUAUAA
Messenger RNA from Priceomyces carsonii, 732 nucleotides. RefSeq lists its product as uncharacterized. Bases 1 to 732 code for a protein of 243 amino acids. The record is from RefSeq and is a predicted model, not a curated record. The transcript has a single exon. NCBI's taxonomy places the organism in Eukaryota, Fungi, Ascomycota, Pichiomycetes, Serinales, Debaryomycetaceae.